Messenger RNA from Pogonomyrmex barbatus (red harvester ant), 1915 nucleotides. It is a transcript of the gene Arpc2, whose product is annotated as Actin-related protein 2/3 complex, subunit 2. Gene Ontology annotation, biological process: actin filament polymerization; Arp2/3 complex-mediated actin nucleation. NCBI's taxonomy places the organism in Eukaryota, Metazoa, Arthropoda, Insecta, Hymenoptera, Formicidae. The record is from RefSeq and is a predicted model, not a curated record. Gene Ontology annotation, cellular component: actin cytoskeleton; Arp2/3 protein complex. Gene Ontology annotation, molecular function: actin filament binding; structural constituent of cytoskeleton.
AAUAGGGAGCGAACAAUCGGGCAUUAGUCAACGGCGAAUAGAUGAUAAAUCUGUCGCGGUUUUGCGUGAUCCGUCUGGGGUUUAUCGCCACGUAUCACACAUCGGCUUUUCCUGCCAAACGUAGUAAUCAUGAUUCUGCUCGAAAUACACAACAGGAUACUCGAGGAAACAUUGGCGAAUAAAAUCAAGAAUUCUCUAUCGGGACACAAGCAGGAGUCAACAGAUGUAGUUAUAGCAGACUUUGAUGGUGUGUUGUUUCACAUUUCGAACCUCAGUGGGGACAAGUCAAAACUUAGAAUUAGUAUUCUGCUCAAAUUUUAUAAACAGUUACAAGAGCAUGGGGCGGACGAGUUGCUCAAACGAGAAUAUGGGUCUCAUCUCAUUGCACCAGAGAGCGGUUAUAAUGUAUCAGUGCUGAUAGAUUUAGAGAAAUUACCAGAAGAUUGGGAAACUUUAGUGCGAAAAGUUGCUCUAUUAAAGAGGCAUUGCUUUGCCAGUGUCUUUGAAAAGUACUUUGACUUCCAAGAAGAGUAUUGUGAUUCUCCAGGCAGACCAGUACAGAAGAGAGCUGUAAUCCAAUAUCGAGAUGAAGAAACAAUGUAUGUAGAGGCCAAAAGUGACAGAGUUACAGUAGUAUUCAGUACAAUAUUCAAGGAUGAAGAUGAUAUGGUCAUUGGUAAACUGUUUCUUCAAGAACUAAAAGAAGGUAGACGAGCGAGUCAUACCGCCCCGCAAGUCUUGUUUAAUCACCGCGAACCACCUUUGGAGUUACAGGAUUCCGAGGCGGCAGUCGGAGAUUGCAUUGGUUACAUCACGUUCGUAUUAUUUCCACGACACACCAAUCGAGAAGCUCGUGACAACACCAUCGACUUGAUACAUAUGUUUAGGAAUUAUCUGCACUACCACAUUAAAUGCAGUAAGGUUUACAUCCAUUCGAGGAUGCGUACUAAGACUACGGAUUUCCUUAAAGUGCUGAACAGAGCGAGAUCUCAAUCCAAAAAUACUGAAAAGAAGACUAUCACAGGACGAACAUUUAUUAGAAAAGAAUGAAUAUACUAUAGGAGCAAAAGUGUAAACAUUUUUAAAAAAAGAGAGCAAAGGAUUAUUGUACGGCUAACUGCGAUCGGGAACGUCCUGCAAGCGAGAUUUCUCGCGAAAAUAUUCUUCGAUUCGCGAGUUAAGCGAGUUAAGUGCUUCGGAUUUUUGAGUUUCAAUCUGUCUCGAAUAGUGCCCUAUAUUUCGGAAAGAUGUAGCGCCGCAUUAAGUGAAUGAGGAAAAACGAAUGUUUCGCAUCGGAUCGCACAACGCAACAACGUCUUGUUUAUUGAGAAAGGGAUAUUCGAAGACGCCAUAGUUGCAUCCGAGCACACUGACAGUUAUUGCGAACGUUGUUUUACCAAUUUUUACAGUGAUCUAAUAUUUAAAUACAGUAUCGCCGAUACUUGAAGAAGUAUUGGAUUCGAUUGCACAUUAUGCUGACUUACCUCGAACAAUUUAUUGUACGUUGCAAUAUACCCUGAACUGUAUCUGGCAUUUUGGGCGAGUACAUCGAAUUACACAGAUUAGCGUUAUGGUGAUAUCUGUUAUGAAAUCACGAGAUAUCGUUAACAGAGCGUAAAAAUAUGUUACGGACUUUCAAUUUACUAAAUCUGUGAUUACACGUCGCAAAAUUUUUCAAAUAAUAUUCUUUAAAUCGCCAGAAGUAAUUAAACUGAGAAAUUUAAUAAGGCAAAGAUAGUAAUUAACUUAUUAUUGUUUAUUUACUUUUCUCAUUGCAUUUUGGCUUGAUAGGCAGACCAUCAAGCAAAUAUCGUUAAUUAACGCGAUCGUUCCCUUUUUCGAUACUUUUAUCGUCUACUUAAUGACUAUACAUCCGAUUAUUGUGAGAGAUAAUAAAAACGACAUUAACAAUCUA